Clupea harengus (Atlantic herring) is the source of this 1393-nucleotide messenger RNA. It is a transcript of the gene actr2a, whose product is annotated as actin related protein 2a. The record is from RefSeq and is a predicted model, not a curated record. Lineage: Eukaryota; Metazoa; Chordata; Actinopteri; Clupeiformes; Clupeidae.
GCUGAGUGAUGAGGUCACAUGCUUUUUCAUCCGGAAGAAGCCCGUUGCAGGGACCCGAGGGUGUGUGAUUUCCGCCUCGCAGAAGAAGAAAGUUGUGCAGGGCAGGACUGCGGGCUCCCAGAAUCAGACAAGAAAUGGACAGUCAGGGAAGGAAAGUGGUGGUUUGCGACAAUGGUACCGGGUUUGUGAAGUGCGGCUUUGCAGGGUCCAACUUCCCUGAGCACAUCUUCCCAGCGCUGGUGGGCCGGCCCAUCAUCCGCUCCACGGCCAAAGUGGGCAACAUUGAGAUCAAGGACCUGAUGGUGGGGGACGAGGCGUCGGAGCUGCGCUCCAUGCUGGAGGUGAACUACCCCAUGGAGAACGGCAUCGUGCGGAACUGGGACGACAUGCGCCACCUGUGGGACUACACCUUCGGGCCCGAGAAGCUCAACGUCGAGCCGCGCGGCUGCAAGAUCCUGCUCACCGAGCCGCCCAUGAACCCCACCAAGAACCGCGAGAAGAUCAUUGAGGUGAUGUUUGAGACGUAUCAGUUCGGUGGUGUUUACAUUGCCAUCCAGGCUGUUCUCACACUCUACGCUCAAGGUCUGCUGACGGGAGUGGUGGUGGACUCUGGCGAUGGUGUCACACACAUCUGCCCUGUGUACGAGGGCUUCUCCCUGCCUCAUCUCACACGCAGACUGGACAUAGCCGGAAGGGACAUUACACGCUACCUCAUCAAGCUGCUCCUGCUGAGGGGCUAUGCCUUCAACCACUCGGCGGACUUCGAGACGGUGCGCAUGAUGAAGGAGAAGCUCUGCUAUGUGGGCUACAACAUCGAGCAGGAGCAGAAGCUGGCGCUCGAGACCACCGUCCUGGUCGAGUCCUACACGCUCCCAGACGGGCGUCUGAUAAAGGUGGGCGGGGAGCGUUUCGAGGCCCCAGAGGCUCUGUUCCAGCCCCACCUCAUCAACGUGGAGGGAGUGGGCGUGGCCGAGCUGCUCUUCAACACCAUCCAUGCCGCCGACAUCGACACCAGGGCUGAGUUCUACAAACACAUCGUUCUGUCGGGCGGUUCCACCAUGUACCCCGGCCUGCCCUCUCGACUGGAGCGGGAGCUCAAGCAGCUCUACCUGGAGAGGGUGCUGAAGGGAGACGUGGAGAAGCUGUCUAAAUUUAAGAUCCGUAUCGAGGACCCCCCGCGGCGGAAGCACAUGGUGUUCCUGGGCGGGGCCGUGCUGGCGGACAUCAUGAAGGACAAGGACAACUUCUGGCUGACACGCGAGGAGUACGAGGAGAAGGGCGUGCGUGUGCUGGAGAAACUGGGCGUCACCGUCAGAUAAAAACAACCCCCUUUGUACACACACACACACACACACGCACACACACACGCACACACACACACGCACAUUUACAC